Molecule: messenger RNA, 705 nt
Organism: Lasiosphaeria miniovina
Lineage: Eukaryota; Fungi; Ascomycota; Sordariomycetes; Sordariales; Lasiosphaeriaceae
Exons: 2
Coding region: 1-705 (234 amino acids)
Source: RefSeq, a predicted model, not a curated record
AUGUGCCCUUCAUCUCUCAACAGUGAGACAUUUCUCAACAUGGUCGAAGGCAUCAGGACCAUGGUACGCAUCAACGCAGGCGAAGAGCCCGAAAUCGAGGAUAGCGACAUCCACGAGUUCGACGAAAACUUGGAGGCGGCGCUCGGCCAAGUGACGAAUGCGGAGGCGGCCGUCACGGCCAAGGCGGCGGGCGCUGACGCCGGGGGCGAGGCGAAAAUUGAGCGGGAGCGCGACGAUAUGGACUCGUACAAGGGGCUCGUCAAGACGACCCAGUAUGACAAAGCCGACAAAGUCUUCUAUCAAGCGGCCGUGGAUAAGUCGCCGAAGAUGCAGACGCAUUUCGCCAAUUCCUCGGACCCGGUGUACAUGAUCACGGGUCGAAAGGUAUUGACCAAUAACUCAUCGUACGAGUUUAACCGGAACAAGAAGACGGGCGGCGUCGUGGGGGUUUUCAUGAACCUGUCCUCGGUCCUGUCGUUGGGCGGGAAGGCUAGUGGGUCCAAGGGUGCAACCAUCUCCCAGAAGGCCGACGGUGUGACCGGCGAACAUCUCCUGGCGGUUCGGAUCACGAAACUGCGCUACUGGCCUAAGGUUCUAGGAAUUAUGGGCGCAAAAUUGCUGACGAGCGAGCUGAUGAUGGCCGGUGACCUAGCCGAUGCGGACAAGGAGGCCAUAGAAUACGUGGUAGAGAUUGUCGACGAGUGA